AAUAGUCAUGUGAACUAAGAGAACGUAGGCGUAAACGAUGGGAACAGUCAGUGAGAAUCUGAAAGGACUGAAAGCCGAAAGCGGGUUAUUAUUUAACUGAAGCCAUACAUUUCAACAUAUAAAACCAGAAUCUGUCAAAAAAUAUGGACAUUCCAGCCGUCGAUCUGAAGGUGAUCGUUCUGCUGCAUUGGAUGCUGUCCAUCUGGGUCAUCACAGCUUGGUUCCUCUUGAACUACGCAUGGGCGAACUGCACAAUGCUGGCUCUGGGCGUAUGGGCGGUCGCUCAGAAAGACUCUCUCGACGCAGUGGUCAUGUUCCUGUUCGGGAUGGCGCUGACCAUUCUGACAGACUCGGUGCAGCUUGGAUUGAACUACCCCGGUGACAAGGCCUCACAUGAGAUUCAGUUCAGCUUCAGCAUGGCCAUCAUUAGCCUGCUGCUGAAGCCAAUCUCCUGCUUCUGCAUUUACCGGACGUACCGGGCCAGGGGUGGCAGCUGCAGCAUUGGAAUCACAAUUGACUGCCAGAACCAGCAAUCCUACCAGUCCAUCGACCCAGCUUCCACCCAGUGAGGAGGACUGGGGCAGGAGGGGGUCACAAAGAGUGCCUGUGGGCACAUUCAUAUAUUUUUAUAUUUGAUUCUGCAGGCAGUAUGGAUUGACGUAAAUAUUUUGAUUGACACUUGCCUUAGAUGAAGGGGUGUGUCUGAAUACUGCAGUCAUAAGAAGUGUGAAAGUCUCGGUCUACGUAAAGGUGCCAAAAUGACUCAUUAGAAACAUCGAAUACAAGCAGAAUACAUAUUUAUCUGUAGUAAAUCGAUUUAUGGAUACCACUGUGUAUAUUACUUGUCACUUUCAACAUCUUUUCAUUUUAUCAGUACAAGCCUUUCUUUGCCUGCAGAAGGUGAUUUUUCAUGCAAAUUCUUUUGCAGUAAUUUGUAAAAAUGGUGUAAAUUGAAUGCUUGCAACAGGGUUGAAUUCAUUUUCAGGGAAACUCACCAUAUGAGUGAGAGGUAGGGUUAGGGGGAAACAUGUUUGAGUCUGUGGUCUCCUGGUGUAGCUGCCGCAGGCUUCUGGACCAUGAGUCUUCGAAGAAUAACAGGAGGGUUAUGCCCCCCCCCCAACAGGGGGCUCCUGACAGAUCUACCACCACAGCAACUGAUGCGUAAGUGGUAGAGAUUUCUGCUGAACUUCGUCUUGAUGUGUUUUCCCGAUGAUUCCCCAUUUAUUGUUAUAAUCUUCAUGAUGUCCAGCUUAUUCAUUUUUUGAGAGAUCUUAUGAGUUUGUCAUGCUAAGGAUGGGGCAGUGGUGGCUUAAUGGUUAGGGAAGCCCACUUGUGACUGAAAGGUUGCUGGUUUGAAUCCCUGACCAGUGAGCAAGGCUCCCAAGCACUGUCCCCCUUGGUGAUAAAUAAUAACUGUCCCCUGCUAUGUCACAUAUGGGUUAAACGCAGAGGACAUUUCAUUGUUGUGCACUGUGGUGUGUCAGCAACAACAAUUAAUCACUUCAUGGUAUGUUAGUGCUCUCUUGAGUUAUUCUGAGUUAAGUAUAAAUUAGCUGGAAACUUAAUGGUGUGUCCUAGACAAGGCUGUGACCUCCCCAAUAAAUUCUGCUAUCUAGGCAGAAUAUUAGGAGUUGGGCAACUUCCUAUGUGCAAAUAAAGUGUAUGUGUUUAAGAUGUUCUCACAAG
Molecule: messenger RNA, 1686 nt
Organism: Paramormyrops kingsleyae
Lineage: Eukaryota; Metazoa; Chordata; Actinopteri; Osteoglossiformes; Mormyridae
Product: type-1 angiotensin II receptor-associated protein-like
Biological process (GO): angiotensin-activated signaling pathway; regulation of blood pressure
Cellular component (GO): plasma membrane
Source: RefSeq, a predicted model, not a curated record